UCGGGGGUCGAAGUGACGGCUACAUCGGUCGGUUGGUUUUCCUCAGAUAUCACGGUAUCCCGGCGGCGCUUUCACCCCUUCGCGACAGCAAUUCGUGCCCGUCCCUGAUAUAUACUCCGGUCACGCGAGAUCCGCCGUGGUGCAUCCGGCGUCGAGAUCGGACGUCAACGCGGUGUAGUGUCAAGGAGGGUGGUAGUUAGGUCCGACCGAGGGGGGGUAGCUUAUCGAAGGAAGAAACGUGCGGGGGGGUGGCCACUUCAUUCUCGGUCUGAUUCUCCGACUCUGUCCCUCUUGUCUCGGAUUUUUCGUCGUUUCUUUUCGGGGGAGGAGGAGAGGGUGGUUGUGCGUCGAGGGGUUGCAACCCCGGUCGCGACGAGCGGCAACGGUUCAUCCGGUGCGCGACUCGCGACGAAACUUGAGAAUUACUUCGGCGUGUCCGAUAAAUUGGCGUUUAUCGGGAAACGAUUCUCCUGACCCGGCAAAGUUUGAAGAAAUACGCCGGGGGACGGGGGUGCCGACGCGGCUCGCCGGGAAGAUGGAGAGGGGGCGGUAGGUGAUGCCUGUGAAGCUACGUGCGGGAGGAAUCCCCUACAAUAGCGCUCGACCCGCCGCGACGAAGGAACGAUGAUCCCGCGCGACUUACCUAGUCCAGUGUUGUGGCGAUGAUCGAGGAUCAUUGCUCAGUGAUCGGUCGGAAAAAGUGCGAUUUCCACGGAAUAAUUCCCGAGGAUGAUUCCAACUUGUUUGCGUCUACAAGUGUCCGACUGGGAAGCCGCGGGGAAAUUGGCAGUAGUGCGAAUUUAACUUAACCGGGUUAAUUGAAAGUUGAAGCUGUUGACUUAACACGAAUAGCGUCGUAUCCCCGGAUCCCCGGGAUGAUUUGCGCUUCUCCCUUGCGCUGAAGAAAUACUGGAGGGCUUCAAUAUAAGAGGCUGCCGAGCGCAUAAACUUCUUGGAUGCCUUUUAUUUCAACGACAACGGCGUGCGUGUCUUUGUGCGCGUUCUUUUAAGCAUCAAGUAGCAACCGAAGUAGCUGAAGGAUGUCCAAUUUCACUUCCAAUUUACCAAGCGCAACUCUCAAGCUCCAUAAUACAAAUAACAGAUCUACGCUGUAUUUUAUGUCUUUUUAAGGGUUGAAGAUUAGAGCGAGUCCCGUGAAUUUCUCCAACAGUGGUGUCGUUUCUUCCAUUUGAAUUAGCUUUAAAGAAAAAAUCGUUUGCCGUAUGAAUGGCCUCGGCGAACUGUUCCAUUUGAUUCGAUUGAAAGAUUAGCUCGAUGAAUCACGAGAUAAGAGUUGGUUGCGAAUCAGUUCUGAUCCGUCCAAAAGAAUCUUGAGUGAGAGAACUUGGGAAAUUAUUUUCCUCCUGCGUUACUUCCCUUGCCUGUCGGGAUGAAACGAGCGAGUAAACAUACGAAGGGCGGCUUUCUCCUGGGCGUGAUUAGAGCCGGUGCAUUCUAUCUCUUUCGAUACAUUAAGCACGCCAUCAGGAACGAGAUUGUCUUCGUGUGAGAGAUAAGGCACGCGUGAAACUCCUCUAAGCGUCAGCAUACGUGAGUGGGAAAUCGUCAAGACGAGGUCGCUUGCAUGGAAAUUUCGAUGAAGAGGAUCUUGUUUCUAGCUACAAGUUUCAGCCUGAAUGUCAUAAUGUUAGUUUACUGCGAAAAAGUGUGAACCUACUCUCGCGACGAAUAUGCAUAAAUGAAUAUUCCGCUAAUUGUUGAGCGUUGAAAAGGUAAACUUGCGGCGACUUCUCGUACGCGUAGAGAGCUUUUAUUGUUCAGCGAAACUGCAAGACAGCAAGUCGAAAGAUCGUUAACCUGCUAAUGGAGGUAACGGUGACCAACUUUAGAAGACGACAAUGAUUGUAAUGGGAAUAUUGAACAUGCCAAUCCUCGUUGUCGACGGACUGUUUAAACUUCUUCAACGAUUCUAGUCAGAUACCCGGCUUGGUGCGCGACUAAAAAUAUUCAAUACAGGACAACUAUAACCGGCACAACUACUCCAAGUAAUUGGAUGCAAAGAAGAUCUGACUCUGGAUAUUGAUCGCUCCGUUAAUUUGCAGUCUUCCUUAGAUCAGUUGCAUCAAAAUAGAUAGUUAAAAAUGAUCCGCGUGUUCUAAUAUCUGUUUCAAUAAUUUGACUAAAACAAGAAAUCAAGAAUAUUGCUAUUUCUGAAGAUUAAUGUGUUAGAAGGAUCAUGAAAAAUUUGUUUUAUCUUGUUAGUCCUGCGCUCCAGGAUUAUCAUGAAUCAUGCAUAAAAAUGUAUGAUUACGAUAGAUCUAGGAAGGUCUGAUUGAAGACAAUAGUUCUUCUGAACGAUAAUCUUACAUCUUCAAUCUUAGGGAGAGUUAGCCAAAGGAAGAACUGUCGAAAGGCAACGCACGCGGCAAGUCAAUUUUCCUGGUCAGAGCCAACUCCUAUACGUUACUUAAGUCGAGAAAGGUCUAACAGUCAUCAGAUCCAGACCUUAGGAGAAGAUUGAUGCAUCCGGGAGGUGGGCAGGCCUCCGAGAGCCGCGAGAUGGAUCGGCGCGCGUACAUCCGCACUUCCGGCGGCGGUUAAAGCGGAAAUACUCACGGCGGGAACCAGGAUAGGCGGUAUGAGAGGCGCCGAAGCGACGAACAAGUGAUCGGCGGUGGUGACGCCGAAGACGUCGGUGAUCGCGUCAAGAUGACGUCGCCGAUCCUGGCGCUACUCGGUCUGAUCGUGACGGUCGGCGGCGCCGAGCUGAGUUCGCGGAUUGUCAGGACUAAAUACGGCGAGUUGUCGGGCGUGAUCGUUACCCUCGAUCGAUAUCUCGAGGGCGUCGAGGUGUUUCGCGGUGUACCCUACGCCUCGCCGCCGAUCGGCUCGUUGCGCUUUAUGCCUCCCGUAAGUGGCGCCCUUUGGCACGGCGUGAAGGUUGCCGACAAAUUCGGACCCGUCUGUCCGCAAAAGCUACCCGAACUGAGCGACAAAAUGCCCAAGGGCAGGGUAGAAUACCUCAAGAGGUUGUUGCCCUAUUUGAAAAACCAGAGUGAGGAUUGCCUGUACCUCAACAUUUACGCACCGGUUCAAGCUGGCGCGAGGGAUGGCGGCGGCAGGAGAUAUCCUGUGAUCGUGUUCGUGCAUGGCGAGAGCUAUGAAUGGAGCAGUGGAAAUCCCUACGAUGGCAGCGUCCUGGCGAGCUAUGGAAGCGUCGUCGUCGUCACCAUCAACUAUAGACUCGGCAUCUUAGGCUUUCUAAACGCCAACACAGACUCGCACUUACGCUCGCCAGCGAAUUACGGUCUGAUGGACCAGAUCGCGGCGUUACAUUGGGUAAAGGAGAACAUUGCCUAUUUUGGGGGUGAUCCUGAUAAUGUUACGUUGGUGGGACACGGCACCGGCGCUGCUUGCGUGAACUUCCUGAUGACCAGUCACGCGGUUCCUGAUGGUCUACUGUUUCAUCGGGGCGUCCUGAUGUCGGGCAGUGCACUUUCACCCUGGGCGUUGGUGAGAGGCGCCGCCAAUUACGCCAUGCAGGUCGCCAAACACCUAAAUUGUUCGUCGAUGGCGGGCGAUCCUCAGGCCCUGCUAAAGUGCCUAAGGGAUGUGUCCUUGAACGAUUUGAUGUCGGUGCCUGUUAAAGGACUGGAGUUCGCGCCAGCUUUUGGCCCUAGCAUAGACGGCGUCGUGAUCGAUCCUGGCGAUCCCGAUGAUCAAGACUAUACCUUGCAAGUCGACACGAUCAAUACGCUCAACAACAUUCUCCUGAGGAAAGAUGUCGUAGCGAAACUGUCGAGGUACGAUCUGAUGGUGGGUGUUGUUCGCUCGGAGGCGUAUUUUUCGUUAACUGCCGACGAUGCUCAGUACGGAAUCGAGGCUGACAGGAGGAUGAAGAUCCUGCGCGAAUUCGUGCGGAAUACGUACACGUAUCAUCAGCCAGAGAUCCUGGCAACCAUAAUAAACGAGUAUACGGAUUGGGAGCGACCUGUGCAGCAUCCCGUUAAUAUUAGAGACGAGACCUUGGAAGCCUUAGGAGACGCGAAUACGGUCGCUCCGGCAACCAGAACUGCGGAUCUUCACAGCCAAUCUCACAGGAACUCUUAUCUGUACGUCUUCGACUAUCAAACGAAAUUCGGAGACUAUCCUCAGAGGCCGGGUUGCAUUCAUGGGGAGGAGCUGCCAUAUUUUUUCGGAGCACCCCUAGUCGGUGGUUUGUCUCAUUGGCCAAAGAACUAUACCAGAGCUGAGAUAGCGCUCUCCGAGAGCGUGAUACUCUAUCUAACAAACUUUGCACGCACCGGGAAUCCGAACGAGGGCACUCCCGAUCCUGGUGCUUUCGGUUCCAGGCCGGAAAGGACCAAGUUCAAGAAUAUCGAUUGGACCGCCUAUGAGGCCGUCCAUAAGAAAUAUCUUAGCAUAGAGAUCAAGUCGAAGUUGAAGAACCACUACAGGGCACAUCGUCUCUCUUUCUGGCUGAACCUGGUGCCUGACCUACAUAAACCCGGCUCGGAUGACGUUCCUAGAUCGCAUCACCUCCUCGACGCCGAACAGGUACCACCUAGGUUCAUCCAAAGGCUGCCAACAACCGCGAGGACCACCACGUUGGAGGUGACCUCCAUGGAGAAAUCCUCGUCUAACGUGUCAACGGCUGUUCCCAGCGAAUUGGCGUUCGAGGAUACCACAGCGCAACCCGAGGACGGCUUCGCGGCGUACUCGACCGCCCUGAGCGUGACGAUCGCGAUCGGCUGCAGCUUGCUGAUCCUGAACGUGCUGAUCUUCGCCGGGGUGUAUUACCAGCGCGACAAGAGCAACCACCAGCACCAGGGCUGCUCGAAGAAGCGUCAGGAGAACGGCCAGAUGCCAAACAACAUUUGCGGCGAGUUGGAGACCAAGACUGUCGAGCGCCAUCACAUCCAGCACAUACCGCCACCGGAGUUCGCCGAUCUCCAGAACAAUACCUGCCACGUGCCUAUGCCGCCCCCACCGCCGAAGAACACGAAGCCUGGCAAGCCCGGCCAGAACCUCAUUAUCAGCCCCAAUCAACUCCAGCAGGAGAGCCUAGCGAUGAGCGGCGCCGGGACCCUGAAGAAGGGUCACAAUCAUCCCCAGGUCAUGGAGGAGCUGAGGGUCUGACUUUAGGAGCCUCCGCGGCCGCCCAAGUAACAGGCCGCGAGUAGAUUAUGCUCCUGAAAUCACCAGGACGCUCAGAGAGCGUCUCGAGAUAACGUUCUCUGUAGACAAUCUGGCCGUGAAUGUGUCAUCAAAAUCCAAGAAGAUCCAUUUCACCACGCAAGAUAUCACCACGCAGCUAGAUAUCGAACUUUAUCUGACAAAGAGACCUUCAGAUCAGGCUUCUGAAAAUAUUGAGAAUCCGAAGAAAGCACUGCGCGAGAAGUAACGUUCUUCAUUAUCGGUCUGAUCGUGACCUUGUGGCAUUGGAACUUCGAAGAAGGAACGACGAGGAUUCUGAAACGAAGUCUACAGUCAAAACGGGAAACCACUUCGGAACUAUGUUUUCCGUGACACUUGACAGCGAAUGACUUCUUUCGGAGCAAUUGUGACAUUGUUGAUAGAUAGGAAGUGUCAAUGGACGAUGGUGCAUGGGAGGAAAGUCUGUU
Ooceraea biroi (clonal raider ant) is the source of this 5585-nucleotide messenger RNA. RefSeq names its product neuroligin-4, Y-linked. Gene Ontology annotation, molecular function: neurexin family protein binding. The record is from RefSeq and is a predicted model, not a curated record. Gene Ontology annotation, cellular component: membrane. NCBI's taxonomy places the organism in Eukaryota, Metazoa, Arthropoda, Insecta, Hymenoptera, Formicidae.